CGGAGGGCGGUUGGGCUUCAGUUCUCAGGAGCGGGCGGAGGAGCCGUAGAAGCGGAGGCCGCCGCGUCCCUCCCCACCGCCGCCGCCCUGACCCCUGCCUCUCCUCCCCGCAGCACACCGGAUCGUCCCUGGCCGCCAAGGUCUGCCCAGAGCCAUGCCGCUGCCCGACACCAUGUUCUGCGCUCAGCAAAUCCAUAUUCCCCCGGAGCUGCCUGACAUCCUCAAGCAGUUCACCAAGGCUGCCAUCCGCACGCAGCCGACGGACGUGCUGCAGUGGUCGGCGGGGUAUUUUUCAGCCCUGUCCAGAGGAGACCCACUUCCUGUAAAGGACAGAAUUGAAAUGCCCGUGGCCACGCAGAAGACAGACACAGGCCUGACCCAGGGACUCCUGAAAGUCCUGCACAAGCAGUGUAGCCACAAACAAUAUGUGGAAUUAUCAGAUCUUGAGAAGAAGUGGAAAAAUCUGUGCCUGCCAGUAGAAAAGUUCAGAGCUCUCCUGGAUCUGGAUCCAUGUGAAGAGAAAGUGGAGUGGAUAAAAUUUUUAGCACUUGGAUGUAGCUCCCUGGGUGGGUCACUCAAUAGUGCCAUGAAGAACGCCUGUGAGAUCCUCACUGCUGACCCUGAGGGUGGGCCUGCUCGGAUUGCGUUUGAAACUUUUGUCUUCAUCUACCAGUACUUGUCCUCACUGGACCCUGGAAUCCCAGUCGCAGAUACACAGGCCUAUCUUGCCACUCUAAGAGAGAAGUCAGAUGCUAGGAAGAAUGGCAUGAUUGGACUUUCGGACUUCUGCGUUAUAAGAAGGCCAAUGUAGGAAGCCUUGAAGGGAAAGCCCUGAAGGGUAGAGCGUUAAUACAAAGAGGAACACAUUUAAUGUCAAAGUAGUGCUUUUGAAAACCUUGGUGCCAAAUACAGCCUGUCU
Messenger RNA from Psammomys obesus (fat sand rat), 919 nucleotides. It is a transcript of the gene Ropn1l, whose product is annotated as rhophilin associated tail protein 1 like. The record is from RefSeq and is a predicted model, not a curated record. Lineage: Eukaryota; Metazoa; Chordata; Mammalia; Rodentia; Muridae. The transcript has 5 exons. Bases 155 to 811 code for a protein of 218 amino acids.